AGAGGUCUUCAACGGUAUACCCCUAAAAAGCUAAACCGCGUAUAUAGAAACGUUUUUCCAUUCUCAUACAAUUUAAAUUCAACCAAGGAAAAAAAUCAUAUAAUCAUACAAUAGAGAUUAAACGUUACUUUUAAAAAAAAGAAAAGUUUCACGAAGAAAAAAUGGCAGACGCACGUGAGGAUUCGCAAGGUAGCAACAAGAACUACCCCAGCAAUAGCGCCGAUGAAACGCGUUCCCCGCAGAAUAACGCCUCGGAAGGGUCUGCGGGAAAUGUUAAAUCGGAAGAAGCCAACGGAGUUCCUCCUCCUCAGAAGCAAAUUUCUCUAAAAGUCGUCAACGCGGACGGUGCGGAGAUGUUUUUCAAAAUCAAACGUGGAACGCAGCUCCGCAAGCUAUUCGAUGCCUACUGCAAUCGCCAGAGCAUCUCACGCAACAGCAUUCGCUUUUUGUUUGAAGGCAUGGUAAUUGAUGACAUGAACACGCCUGACAGUCUGAAGAUGACGGAUGAUGAUAUCAUCGAUGCUAUGGUCGAGCAAACAGGAGGUGCCUCCUUCUAGAUGUGGGAUUUCUACGAACGUGGGUUUGCUAUGGGUUUGAUAUAUCUCCAAAUAAAAUGAUACGUUUGAAAAAUAUCUGGAGGUUUCACAAAAACACACAAGAAGAAUAAACAAUACCGAUGGAGGAUUAAAGAAAGAGCGAGAAGACAUGUUUGGUUGUGCGAUUGCGUCCCUUUCCUUUUAUUUAUGAAUUAUGACAAUAGAUCUCCUCUCGGCCCUUUUUUCGAAAACUGGUUUGUUUUUGUGUCCAAACGGAUUUGUGGUCAAAAUUAAAAAUAUCCAUAAAAAGAGGGAAAGAAUAUAAUGGUAACUGCAAUAUAUCUAAAAAGGAAAAUGAACUCUUCGCAUGAUUAAUAUAGAAGGAUUCUUAUUAAUGGUGAAUGAAUUAGAAAAAUGAGGCGCCAAUAUCUGAAUUGGAUCAUUAUUGAGCUAUUUUUCUUUUGACAAUGAACAAGAAGCGUUUGGUGGCUGAAAUAUGGGAAAGAACAUACAGACGGUGUUUUUGAUCAUGCUUCGGAUUCACGGACGUUUGCUAAUACUUCAAAAUAAA
Molecule: messenger RNA, 1107 nt
Organism: Phytomonas sp. EM1
Lineage: Eukaryota; Euglenozoa; Kinetoplastea; Trypanosomatida; Trypanosomatidae
Source: the annotation of a GenBank genome assembly